Drosophila busckii is the source of this 2465-nucleotide messenger RNA. It is a transcript of the gene Ufl1, whose product is annotated as E3 UFM1-protein ligase 1 homolog. The record is from RefSeq and is a predicted model, not a curated record. Gene Ontology annotation, cellular component: endoplasmic reticulum membrane. The transcript has 6 exons. Lineage: Eukaryota; Metazoa; Arthropoda; Insecta; Diptera; Drosophilidae. Bases 33 to 2378 code for a protein of 781 amino acids. Gene Ontology annotation, molecular function: UFM1 ligase activity. Gene Ontology annotation, biological process: regulation of proteasomal ubiquitin-dependent protein catabolic process; protein K69-linked ufmylation; response to endoplasmic reticulum stress.
ACAGUAAAUAUUUAAUUAUAAUUUAAUUUAUAAUGGCAAGCGAAUGGGACGAAAUUAAGAGAUUGGCAGCUGACUUCCAAAAGGCUCAGCUAACAUCCACGUUGCAAAAACUGUCUGAACGCAAUUGCAUCGAAAUCGUAACACUGCUGUUGGAGAAGGAGCUGCUAGAGGUUGUGUUUACCAACGAUGGCAAAGAAUAUAUCACUCCGGAUCACUUGGAGCGUGAGAUUCAAGAUGAGCUGUACGCUAACGGCGGCAGAGCCAAUUUGGUGGAGGUGAGCAAAACGUUGAACGUGGAUCUAUCUCGCAUAGUAGAUCUGGCAGAACGCAUAGCUGCAGAUAAUCCUCAAAUACACCUUAUGCUGGGCCAACUCAUCGAUGAGGACUAUAUUACGCAUAUAGCACAGGAGAUCAACGAGAAACUGGCACAACGUGGUGAAAUUUCCAUAUCGGACCUGACGUCACAAUUCGAUUUGCCCUCAGACUUUUUACAACACAAUGUGGUUGAAAAGCAUUUAGGCAAGAUAAUCAAGGGCCGUCAGGAUGCUGCUAAUCCACGCAUUUUCUUCACCCAAGCCUACAUUCAGCGUUGCAAGGCGAAGAUUCGCGGCGCAUUAGCCGCCAUUACAAGACCCACAAAUGUAGCUGUAAUCUUGACACAAAUCAAUGUUCAAGAAAAGAUUUUCCAUUCGCUGAUUGAUGAAAUUUCUCCAGCUGGUCAGUUGACUUCCAAGCAAACAAAUGCUCAGUAUGUUCCGCAUAUUUAUGCCAAAAGUCAGUCAGACUGGGUUAGUUCCUUCUACAAGCAAAAUAGCUUUCUGGAGUAUGAAGCCAUUAACAAACUAGGCAUUUCGGAUGCUAAAUCCUAUAUACGCAAGCAAUUUCCCAAUGAAGAGUUUCUAUUCCUCAAGCGUGUGGCGCUCGGUGCGCAACUGAUUGAUCUGACCGUAGUGUCCGCGCUCAAUGAAUGCAAUGCAACUAAACAGUACCUGGACCUAUCCACAGUUUUGCCGUCUAAUUUAUCAGAGGAAGACAUUCAAGAGGUUUUUGAUGCAGUUAUGGCGCAAAAGCAUUGCAAUCCAAGCCAUUUUGUUUAUCUGGAUAGCAUUGUCUUUUCGCAGGCGUAUCUAACGCAGCUUGUGCACACAUGUCAGGACAUGGCACAAGCACAUGCUAAAGCAGCUGUGGACACGGGUGUAUAUCAGCAAUAUAUUGUGGACAAAACCUUAGCUCAAAAGGGCAACAACACGGGAGCUGCGCACGAUGCUGACGAUGAUAAGCUGGAUAAACGUGAUGAACGUAGGAAAAAGGCAGCAUCUGGCAAGGCAGGCGGAGGCGCUCAGGGACGUGAAACUAAAACAAAGUCCACCAAGAAACAUCAGCGUGGACGUGCCGCUGCUCACAAUGACAGCGAUAACGAAGAUGAAGCAAUGCAAACAUCUGCAGGCAAUUCGCGCAAAUCGGCUAAGACCUUAGAUCUUGUCAAAGAAGCUGAUAUUAUAAAGCAGAUUAAGGCCACGCUUGAAGAGGAGGGCCUGGAGCAUCUUGCGGCGUCUAUUGCCGGAAUCUAUGUAAAUCAACUGAAUCAGGCUGCCUUGGUCAAAGCCCAGGAGCUGUAUGAGGCAACGCCGCAAACAAACCGUCGUCAGACCCAUGCUGCCAUACAAGAGCGUGUCAACACGCUACUUGUAGACAUACGUCUAUAUGAAAAGGGUCUGAAGCUAUUUUCGGCUGAUACACAAGCACAGCUGGUCAAGUACUUGCUUAAGUCGCUGGGAAACGAUAUUUGCAAUGAACUAACGCUGUAUGUGGCAGCUGAGUGCAGUCUAACCGUCAAAUCAACAAAUCUGAAUGUUGAUCAACGCAUUAAACUCAUACAGGAGUGCGAUGCACAAUACCGUGCUGCAUUGGUGGAACAAAACAAAGCUUUGAACAAAACAAUUGAAGACUUUGAGAUAGCAACGGAGGCUGUGUUAAAAGAUUGCAGCAUGAUUGUCAAAAAAGCGGACAAGAAAAAGGAUCGUUUAUUGAUACUUGAUCAUAAGGAUAAACUACUGCAACAACUACAGGAAUGCAAUGAACCAGCUUUAGUUUUGCAUUUGGCUGCUCUUAUACUCUUUACUACCAUUACUGGAUGCAUUUUACAUGCAUCUGGUAAAUUUGUAUCCUCCAUUCUGCAACAUUUGCGGCCCACGCUAAAUGAAACACAAAAUGCGCUUCUAGUGCGUUAUCACGAUCUGGUUUUACAAUUGCUGCAACAAUCAUCGGCUGAAAGCGCUGAAUCAAAGUCAGUUAAUGAACAACUGACAACGCUUCAAACACAGAUUCUUGAAUUGGCCCAAAACUAUUCACGAGCCUCUGUCUCAAAGGCUGAUUAAGUUACAAUCCUAAAUUUCAAAUUUAUAUUCUCUCGAGUCGCAUAAAUUGGUAAUGGUCUGCAAUAAACUAUUUGAAUUGUUGAGUAU